CUUUAUGGAGCAGGAGUGCUGGGGACUGUGGUAAUGGUGGCUGCCCCUGACUGCAUAGCUGAGCCUGCUGACAUUCUCCUCCAACGGAGUUAGCCAUGGAAAUCAGAGACGAUGCUCUGACCAUGCAGAAGGAGGCUGGGAAGCACCAUGGGGCUGUCCGCACACCCUGUUCCCCCAGGCACCCGUGGCCAGCGGGGCCCUGAGCGGGCCUGCCGGGCGUGCCGGGCCGGCACUGGGCUCACGGGGGGAGCGCUGGCUGCCACGGCCCUGCCGAAAUGCUCGGGCCUGAUGGGGACAGCAGCCCCGGCCGGCCCUGCCCCUGCGGCCGUGUCAAGGGGACCUCUCAGGGAUUCUGUGGCUUGAAGCAGCCCCCAGGACUCAUGCCGCGUGGCUCCGGCACACCUGUUGAUCGCCCCCCGUGAAUUUCACAGCCAAAACCUGCCAGCGAGUUCAGGCCAGCGCUCCGCCGCCUCCCCGGCGGUUUCCUGCGGCUGCGCCCCGCUCCAGCCUGCCUCGCACAGGGCAGGCUCGGGGGGAGGGGAGGGGCGCGGUGCUUGGAAAAGCACCUUUAAGAGAAAGAGGAAGGGGCUGAGAAGCAGCUUAGCUGGCUUUGUUCUAAUAGCAGUAAUCACCUGAAGGGCGAGCAUGAGCCCGCGGCGCUGGACCGCGCGGCCCUGCCCGGCUGCCGCUCGGCUCUCCCCGCCGCGGCUCUCGCUCCCUCCCCGAUGGCAGCUUGCACUUUGCUCCUGCUUGGAACAAGUGCACUCAGCGGGCUUUAUUGUACAAAAGACCAUAUUUACAUAAACAGGGGAGAGGUUGGUCAGAAGUGUUCUCAGACACUGCCGCUGCCCACAGCGAGCAGGACGUGUGCCGAGAGGAGGAGGGGAUCUCUGCAAGGCAGGUGAGGCUGAGUAGUGAAGAGCAGCAUGGACCUGGAUAUGCUGAACAUGUUUGUCAUCGCUGGUGGCACCCUGGCUAUCCCCAUCCUGGCCUUCGUGGCCUCAUUCCUCCUCUGGCCCUCGGCGCUCAUCCGCAUCUACUACUGGUACUGGCGCCGAGCCUUGGGCAUGCAGGUUAGAUAUGCAAACUACGACGAUUAUCAGUUUUGCUAUUCCUAUAGAGGCAGACCUGGGUACCGACCGUCCAUCCUGAUGUUACAUGGGUUCUCAGCCCACAAAGACAUGUGGCUGUCCAUAGUCAAGUUCCUGCCAAAGAACCUGCACUUGGUAUGUGUGGACAUGCCUGGGCACGAGGGCACGACCCGCUCGGACUUGGAUGAUUACUCCAUCAGUGGGCAAGCUAAGAGAAUACACCAGUUCGUGGAGUGUAUCAAGCUGAACAGAAAGCCCUUUCAUCUGGUUGGCACUUCCAUGGGGGGAAAUGUUGCUGGUGUCUAUGCUGCUCAGUACCCAGAAGAUAUUUGCAGCCUGACCCUCAUCUGUCCUGCAGGCCUGCCAAGUACCACUGAGAGCAAGUUCAUUAAGCAGCUGCGGGAGCAGCAAGAGUCCAAAUGCAUGGACAGGAUCCCUUUAAUCCCCUCGACGCCUGAGGAGAUGGCAGACAUGCUGAAGCUUUGCUCCUACGUUCGCUUCAAGGUGCCACAGCAGAUCCUCCAGGGCCUCGUUGAUGUUCGCAUCCCACACAACGAAUUUUACCGGAAAUUGUUUUUAGAAAUCGUGGAUGAAAAGUCCAGGCACUCUCUCCAUGAGAACAUGAGCAAGAUCAAAGCACCGACACAGGUCAUCUGGGGAAAGCAGGACCAGGUCCUGGAUGUUUCCGGUGCCAGUGUUUUAGCCAGCGCCAUUCCAGACUGCCACGUGUACAUCCUGGAGAACUGUGGGCACUCCGUGGUGGUGGAGCGGCCCCGCAAGACAGCCAACCUCAUCCUGGAGUUCCUGGCGCUGCUGCACAGCAUCGACAACAACAAGAAGCAGGCGUGAGCGUGGCAGGGAGCCAAGUGCCCAUGCCAGGUUAAAUUGUAAAGUACUGCAGCUUUGAUACGUUCUCAGGGAUCUUGUACGAAUUGGGGUCAAUGUGCCAAAGUCCCUGAGGAAGGCAGAAUCACUGAUACCUAAACCUAUAGCACCACUGGCACAGCAACCUGGGGUCAUUGAGCAACCUCCAUAGAUGCAGGAACAGAAGCAGAGUAUCUCCCUUUUCUGCUUAGAGGUAAGGUAGAAAUGAGCUGAAAUCACCCAGUGCUCAUCACACAGCCACCCAUCUUACCUGGGUUACCAGCACGUAGUUGUUCAUGACAUUUACCUAAACUAUAUAUGAAAUGUAGGAAGAUACCUGGAAACCUGGACUGAGACUGAGACUUAACAAUAUUUUUACUACUUAGAGUCCAUCGUGUUGCAUGCUGCUGUGCUGUAAGAGAACCCCCAAGUGCUCCAGGCGUCUGCUUGAGUGCUCUUUGUGUAGCUCCUGAUCUCAUGAUUUAUCCAGAAAACAACAGAAACCUUCAUGUGUGGAAGUCCAAUGACUGUAUGUGCAAAAAUGUUUACACUCCGAGUGGGUUUUUCUAAAUCUCUGAGUAGCUCCUGUGUAUUUGUAAUGCCUUAACGUUGCCCAGGCGUGGUGUCUGUGCACAGCCCAGGGUUGGCUCUACCUGAGGGUGGACACAGCCAGUGACAACGGGGUGCAGGCAGCAGCUUUGGGACUGGGGCAAUGGGAACUGCCCGGGGUGAUCCGGCCCCUGAGCUGGAGUCAGCAAUAAGCCCAUGGCCACGGUGUGAUUCAGCCACCUAGGGUGAACUCUUGUCUCAGCUCCUCUAUCACAUCGUGCUGCUGAACACCUGGGUGUAAAUAAUGAUUUUCUUAAUGAAUUCUGUGAAUUCUGCAAAAGCCAAUGCCACUGGAACAGGCUGAGGGGGGGAGGGGGCUGUGUGUGACCAGCACAGGGAAUGGUGAGGAGGGGUCAGCUCGCCCAUGAGGUGCUGGGCCGUGGUGGGGAGAGGUACAAUGUACUUCUGCAUCCUCUCCACGGUUACAGCUCCUGCCCAAGUGAAGCUGUAGGCAGGAACAGGCAAUACAGGCAAGCUGCACUUUACAGGCUGCAAGGUGAUGUUCAGGGAUGGAUCCUGCACCUCUCCAGGCGUGGUCCCUCACUGCCUGUCCGGGGACAGAGCGCUGCUCCAGGUCUCAGGCAGGACCAGGGGGUGCUGGAGGGCAAGGCAGUGCGUGGUGCCCUCAAAGGCAAAGCAGCAGGUGGCUGUCACCCCUCAGUCACCCCAGCCCUCCUCAGGGGGUGACAGUGGGUGCUGUUAGAGUGUCCCCCCCCGACUGGGAACACAGCUGACAGCUUCCUGGGGUGCCCGGAUCUGUACAUACAUCUGAAACUCCCUGUCAGCUUCUUGGCUCUUUUUAAGAGAAGAAAUAUUGUUCUUUUAGAAAAAUAGAAAUUUGCUGUUAAUUGCUUGGUAUUGUUUCUACUACAGGAGUUGAUUUAAAGAACAAAAUUGCUGGUAGUUUUAUGUGGUAAAAGCCAGAAAAACUUGUUCAGUAUCUAUAUGGUUUCUCAUGCCACAGAUUGCUGUAUGCAGAGGAUUUAUAUGGCUAUUAAAAUCUAGUGAUUUAAGGA
Molecule: messenger RNA, 3580 nt
Organism: Pyrgilauda ruficollis (rufous-necked snowfinch)
Lineage: Eukaryota; Metazoa; Chordata; Aves; Passeriformes; Passeridae
Gene: ABHD6
Product: abhydrolase domain containing 6, acylglycerol lipase
Exons: 10
Coding region: 927-1940 (337 amino acids)
Source: RefSeq, a predicted model, not a curated record